Molecule: messenger RNA, 1908 nt
Organism: Toxoplasma gondii ME49
Lineage: Eukaryota; Apicomplexa; Conoidasida; Eucoccidiorida; Sarcocystidae
Product: guanine nucleotide-binding protein
Exons: 4
Coding region: 350-1315 (321 amino acids)
Biological process (GO): positive regulation of protein phosphorylation; rescue of stalled cytosolic ribosome
Cellular component (GO): cytosol; nucleus
Molecular function (GO): protein kinase C binding; ribosome binding; translation regulator activity
Source: RefSeq, a predicted model, not a curated record
CGGGGUCCUUUCAAGAGCCUCCUAGAAAGCGUUACCCCCGGGUGGAGUUUUUCUCAGCCCUGUGCUGUCGUUCCCCUUUUAAAAGGGCGGCGGUUAACCUGUUGCCCCGCAUAUAGUGCUUGCUGUCGAUGUGCCUGUCUCUUCGUUCACUUCGUGUGGGGGGCCUAACAGGCGUUCUGCUGAACUGCUUCUUUCCCUCGCGUUAUCGUGGAUGUUCCUGCAAGCAGGACGAUAAUCGAGGUUUUUGUAAGGAGGGUUGCUUGUUGUCGUCUUCCCCUUACUUUAUUUUUCGUUUUGGUGUCCCGUCGUUCCCUCUGCAGAGGCCUUGUUUUCCCUUUCCUCCGUCAAAAUGUCGGGUGAAUCUCCCCUCGAGUUCAAGGGUGUCCUGGAGGGACAUACCGAUUGUGUAACGGCCAUUUCGACCCCCUCUCUGAAGUCGAACACAAUCGUUUCUUCCUCCAGAGACCACAAGGUGAUUGUCUGGACGCUGAACGACAACCCCGACGACAGCGGCAGCGUCGGCUACGCCCGCAGAGCACUCACAGGCCACUCGCAGUGCGUGCAGGACGUCGUGAUCAACAGCGACGGCCAGUUCGCACUCUCCGGAAGCUGGGACAAGACCCUGCGUCUCUGGGACUUGAACGCCGGUGUGACAGUUCGCUCCUUCCAAGGCCAUACCAGCGACGUCAACUCUGUCGCCUUCAGCCCGGAUAACCGCCAGAUCGUCUCUGGGUCCCGUGACAGAACCAUCAAGCUGUGGAACACCCUUGCGGAGUGCAAGUACACCAUCGUGGACGACCAGCACAACGACUGGGUCUCCUGCGUCCGCUUCUCCCCCUCGGCCAACAAGCCUCUCAUCGUCUCUUGUGGCUGGGACAAGCUCGUCAAGGUGUGGAACUUGAGCAACUGCAAGCUGCGCACCAACCUCGUCGGCCACACCUCCGUGCUGUACACCGUCACCAUCUCCCCUGAUGGAUCCCUGUGCGCGUCCGGAGGCAAGGACGGCGUCGCCAUGCUCUGGGAUGUGAACGAGGGCAAGCACCUGUACUCUCUGGACUCUAACUCCACUAUCAACGCCCUUUGCUUCUCCCCAUGCAACUACUGGCUCUGCGCUGCCACCGACAAGUCUGUCAAGAUCUGGGAUUUGGAAAACAAGAACGUUUUGUCAGAAAUCACCCCGGAGAAGACCAACCGCAGCGGUGCGCCGUGGUGCACGUCCCUCAACUGGUCUCACGAUGGACGCACGCUGUUUGUCGGUACUUUCACCGGUGCGAUCAACGUCUACGAAGUCUCUUCAGAGCAAGUGACCGCGUAAGUCGGCGCCAGUCGAGGUCUUUGUUUCUGCUACCAGUUAACGUGGACAAAGUUUGGGCUUUUCGCCGUUUCUCUGUUGAGAGAGGGGGUCAGGAAUGACGAGAACGCAAGGUGGAGUGAAGCGGGGAAGCAGAGAGCAGGGGACUCUGGGACGCCUGCAGAGAGAGGCAAGCACUCGGGGUAGCAACUGUGACACGCGUCAAGAGCGAAGGCACACACGAAAAAAAGCCAAGGGAGAAUGGACGUGUGCCGCGACGCCGCGGCACGCAGUCGCAGCAUCGAAGCUGAGAGAAGGUAGUUCUCAGGCAGGAUGUACAGACUGGGAGGGGCAAAGGUGAAGAAAACGCAAGUCGUCGGAGGCUUCACUGCGACUGUUACUUGUUGGAUGCCGUGCAACAAAAGAACCCUCUGCUCUGGACCUCCAAAACUUUGACUGUCAGCGCACCCGUUGAGCUUUUCUUUCUCCGUUUCGAGUUGCGCAGUUGCUGGCGCAUGUGCUUGCUGUCUUGCCUUUGCAUGGUGCAUGGGCAAAUUCUUCUCAACGGACACCAAGAACUCACAUGCAGCCUCAAAAUCACUACAAAUUAGUCGACC